Molecule: messenger RNA, 858 nt
Organism: Drosophila hydei
Lineage: Eukaryota; Metazoa; Arthropoda; Insecta; Diptera; Drosophilidae
Exons: 1
Coding region: 1-858 (285 amino acids)
Source: RefSeq, a predicted model, not a curated record
AUGUGGAAAGGAUACGGAUACGGCAUUUACAUAGCAUGCUUGCUGCUAUCUCUGGCCAGCGUACGGACGGCUGUCAUACGGCCAGAGGAGCAACAGGAGACAACCACAAUAAGCAGUGGGCUAACCGAGGAAGCCAGCACCACUGUGGAGCCUGAAGUAACGACCGCACAGGUGGCACAAAGUCGCGACAAGGAUGCGACGGUGCAAAUUGGUUGGGCUAGUGUUGAUCCUGCGCCCGGCACCGUUGCUGGUGACCUGAGUGUGGGUCAAAUGAAGUCGGCUAAGCUGCUGCUGUUGAGUACGCCAGCUAAGCGGCCAGCGGAAGUGGAGUUCGAGGAGCCAGACGAGAGCGAUGCAACAGCCGCUGCUGGCAGUGGGGAGGGCAGCUUGCCAACUACAACGGAGGUCAUCACUACAACCGAGUACAGUGAAGCACCAACAACAGUAACAGCAACAACAACGGUACCAAAGGAAGCCAGCGACCACAAGACAACAAAACUGUUCGCCAUCAAUGCGACAAUAUCCUCAGAGGACUCGGUGCAGCCCAAUGUAGCCGUGGCCGUGGCCACAGACAAUGCCACAAUUGCAAUUGCCGAACAGCCACAGGCAGCCGCUGCCAACAAUGUGGCCAUUGAGCUGGCCCUCGUCGAGCCGGAGGCCGAGUACGUGCUGCUGGAUGGCAGCCUGGCCGACCUGUCGGAGCUCACAGCUCCCUCCACCCAUGACGAACUGCAGCUGGGCAGCUUCACGCACAUCGACAGCGAUGUCCAUUUGCAGCCAGUGGUGCAUUCUGUGGAAAUCGUGCCCACCAGCCUCGAUGAUCCCCUGAUUGUUAAUUAUGUACACAAUUUGCGUUGA